AUGGAUUUUUCCGGGAAUAAUACGAUUCAAGGUUCUCUUCCGCAAUUUUCGGAAUUAACAUCUCGAUCGAACGUAGUUUCGACGUCAAAAUUUACUAGUGGCGAUAAUACUCAAGUAGAGCAAACGACUGUUUAUACAACCGCUGUUGGAUCAAAUCAGACGAAACAAAGUUUGCUGGUGAAUACGACUAACAAGUACACAGGGCCAAUAUUAGCAUGGCCAGAUCCAAACACAUUGAUGCAGCUUUGUGAGAAGCAAGGCAUUCAGACUAUUAACAUUCCUAAUUACAAUCAAAAUAGCCCAAUACUCAGUGUUCAGUCAAAUAGUUUACCAGUAAGAAUUAUACCUAAUAUGUAUUUGCCAUCAACCUCGCAGUCAGAGAACAUAAAACCAGAGUUAGAAACAAGGACUGAGAAUGAGAAACAAAUGUCUACAAUGCAAGAUUCACACGUUCAACUUCAACAACAAAGUGCCAUGGCAGAGUAUUUUCAAAAGUUGCAAGCUACAACUCUACCAUUAACUUUACAACAAUUGAUUAAACUGCAGACAGAGCAGGUGAAAAAAGAAAAGACUGAAGAGGAAAAAGUGGAGCACGCACAGAACAACAUUCUUAACAUUCCUAGUGUUCCAGUAUUCAGAAAUACUCAAUUACAGAAUGGAAACAAUACUUUCAUGAAUACGGAUCAAUUGUUAGUGUCCAUAAAUCCAAAUGAUCUAAAUGUUCAAAUAGAAAAUCCACAAGAAAAUGAGAAUACAGUACAGACUGUUAAAGUUGAGCAACAAAUACAAACAGAUUCGCCAAAGACCGAGAAAAAAAUGAAAUUCCGAGCGAAAACCGGCGAGAUAAAAAUUAGCGUCGCUCUGGAUGGUUCAACGCUUUACUGCUGUCCAGAAUGCAAUUUAGCGUUCCCGGAUAAGACGGAAAUUGAACAACAUAUACAAGCUCACAUACAGGAACGCAAGUAUCAAUGCAAAGAGUGUGGCGCUAUGUUGAAACGAAAGGAGCAUCUCGAUCAACACAUGCGUGGUCAUUCAGAUGAGAGGCCAUUUAAAUGUCCAGUGUGCCAAAAAGCGUUCAAAAGAAACGAACACUUGACAAGGCAUUACGUUAUUCAUUCUGGCGAUAAGAAUUUUUCGUGUUCGGUAUGUCAGAAAGCCUUCUCUAGGAAGGAUCACUUAAACAAACAUACUCAAACGCAUCUAGGAAUUAGAAGGAAUAGGACAAAGAAAGAUUCAUUUUUCGUGGAGCAAAAAGAAUCUUUCGAAAAGGCUCCCGAGGUUCCUGCAAUGCCUAAACAAGAAGUGAGUUUCGUGUUGAAAGAUGGAGGCUUCAUGAAGCAAGAGCCUAAUUUCCUGCAGUACAUCCAGAAUCUCCAGAAGGAUCAGAAUCUGAUCCACACAUUCUCCUCGUUCAAGGAGCAAGCGAUGAAGGAGGCGAACGUGCUGCAGCAGCAGGCAGUGAACAUGAACGAGAUUCUGCCUCAGAAUACAAGAUUCGGAGAAGUUCCCAUUACUUUUGACUCACUCGUGACUCACUUUUACUGAGACUCACACCAUUAUGCGUGAAAGCGUAAACCAUACUGUUCAUUUCGUCUAAAUAAAUUUCCAAAAUCGAUUUUACAUCG
Messenger RNA from Eufriesea mexicana, 1625 nucleotides. Its product is annotated as zinc finger protein with KRAB and SCAN domains 5. Lineage: Eukaryota; Metazoa; Arthropoda; Insecta; Hymenoptera; Apidae. The coding region runs from base 1 to 1545 and encodes 514 amino acids. The transcript has 5 exons. The record is from RefSeq and is a predicted model, not a curated record.